GCGGUGGCCCAGUACCUGGCCGCCACCACGAGUGGCAGCACGCAGGAGCGGCCGGGCUUCCGCCGCGCCCCGCGCCCGCGGCGCGCCAGGCGACCGGCGGCGGCGAGGACCCCGGCAGCGUGGCCGCGGCCGCCGCGGCGUUGCGGAGCGGCGGCGCCGCCGCACAGGGUGUCGUCGAAGCCGCGACAAUAGCGUCGCAGCCCGGGCUGGCCCUUUCCAUGGGCUACGGCAUGACGCCGGAGCAGGAGAUGGAGGCGCUGGCCGAAGGGAUCAAGAUGUUCGUGCAGCGCUAUCCGAUCGACCCGCGGUGCUACGAGUACUUGACGACCUCUUCCAGCGCGGUCAUCGCCCGCGUCCUCCGGGACUUCCGGUCACCUCGUGAAGGUGACCAAGACUACUCGCGCCUGGUGACAACGUACAUCAAGCGCGUCCGGGCCGACGCCCUGCAGAGUGGCGAGUCCGCAGUAGGCGGCCCGAACAAUCCACUCGCAUCUGUUGCGGCUGCGGACAUCGCGGCCGGGCCCGACGUCCGUUACGACGCCGAGGUGCUGGAGUUUCUGGGCAGAUACCCCUGCGACGAGCGCGCCAGGGAUUUGCUGCAGAAGGCUUAG
This is a messenger RNA of Prorocentrum cordatum, 611 nucleotides long. The record is from the annotation of a GenBank genome assembly. NCBI's taxonomy places the organism in Eukaryota, Dinophyceae, Prorocentrales, Prorocentraceae.